Canis lupus familiaris (dog) is the source of this 1056-nucleotide messenger RNA. It is a transcript of the gene PSMG1, whose product is annotated as proteasome assembly chaperone 1. Bases 50 to 916 code for a protein of 288 amino acids. The record is from RefSeq and is a predicted model, not a curated record. Gene Ontology annotation, biological process: proteasome core complex assembly. Gene Ontology annotation, molecular function: proteasome binding. The transcript has 7 exons. Gene Ontology annotation, cellular component: endoplasmic reticulum. Lineage: Eukaryota; Metazoa; Chordata; Mammalia; Carnivora; Canidae.
UGCGCCGUGCUGGGGCGCCGCGGCCCGGCCGGCAGGCGGUGAGGGAGGCAUGGCGGCCACGUUCUUCGGCGAGGUGGUGAAGGCGCCGUGCCGAGCCGGGACUGAGGACCAGGAGGAGGAAGAGGAGGGCAGGAGGGAGACGGCGGAGGACAGGGAGGUCCGGCGGCAGCUGGCGCGGAAGCGGGAGGUGCGGCUCUUUCGAAGACAGACAAAAACAUCUUUGGAAGUUUCUCUGCUGGAAAAAUAUCCUUGCUCCAAGUUCAUCAUUGCUAUAGGAAAUAAUGCAGUAGCAUUUUUGUCAUCAUUUGUUAUGAACUCAGGAGCCUGGGAAGAAGUUGGUUGUGCUAAACUCUGGAAUGAAUGGUGUAGAACAACAGACACUACACAUCUGUCCCCUGCAAAGUCCUUCUGUAUGUUUUAUCAUCUAAAAUCGAAUCCCUCGGUUGUCCUCUGUCAGUGCAAUUGCUACGUUGCUGAAGAUCAGCAGUAUCAGUGGCUAGAAAAGGUCUUUGGUUCUUGUCCAAAGAAGAAUAUGCAAGUAAUUAUUCUCACGUGUCGACAUGUUACUGACUAUAAAACUUCAGAAUCUACCAGCAGCCUUCAUUCUCCUUUCCUGAAAGCCCUAAAAACACAGAAUUUCAAAGAGCCUCCAUGCUGUCCACUGCUUGAACAACCAAAUAUUGUACAUGAUCUUCCUGCAGCAGUUCUGAGUUACUGCCAAGUGUGGAAGAUCCCUGCAGUUCUGUACUUGUGUUACACUGAUGUGAUGAAGUUAGACCUGAUCACAGUGGAAGCUUUCAGGCCUAUCCUUUCUUCCAGAAGCUUGAAAGGUUUGGUUAAGAAUAUUCCCCAGAGCACAGAAAUAUUGAAGAAAUUGAUGACAACAAAUGAGAUUCAGAGUAACAUUUACACAUGAUUCCAAAGAUUGCUUUGUAUCAAGUGUGUUAUUACCUAUGCAUUCCUUCAAGGGAAGCAGCAGUAUGGUUUUGUUGGUUACUUUUUUUUCAGGGGGGUACUUUGGAGGUGUUCAAACAGAAUAAACUUAUUUUAAAUUCA